Ostrea edulis (European flat oyster) is the source of this 2087-nucleotide messenger RNA. RefSeq lists its product as uncharacterized. Lineage: Eukaryota; Metazoa; Mollusca; Bivalvia; Ostreida; Ostreidae. Gene Ontology annotation, biological process: proteasome-mediated ubiquitin-dependent protein catabolic process; protein polyubiquitination. Gene Ontology annotation, molecular function: zinc ion binding; ubiquitin protein ligase activity; protein binding. The record is from RefSeq and is a predicted model, not a curated record. The transcript is spliced from 2 exons. The coding region runs from base 149 to 1840 and encodes 563 amino acids.
CUUUAAACCUGUACAUUUACUCAAGCGAUAACACGUAGAUAGACAUACCGCACAGGUAUUUAAUUCUCAGGGAUAGACGGAAUGUCGAAAUAACAGAGAGGCCAUGUUGGAUUUUAAGUAAAGUUCUCGUGUGAUCACGGCAUCAGAAAUGCAUCCACGGCGCAGUGCUCAGGAAGUCCUAUUGUGUGACCUCUGUGAAACUCUCCCCCUACAGAGUCAGUGUGAACUUUGUAAUAUAAAUCUCUGUGUUAACUGUGUAGGAAAACAUCUCUCAGAUUGCUCCAAAAGACAUAAUGUCGUGCCGUUUUUACAGAGAGAGGCUACCCCUAACUACCCAAAAUGUCCGAAACACACCGAUAAACACUGUGAACUUCAUUGCGAAGAAUGUGGCAUUCCUGUGUGUUCUACCUGCAUCUCCUCAGGUAAACACAAAGGUCACGAUAUUUCAGAUAUUUUGGAAAACCUCAGCGUUAAAACAGAAAGUUUACAAAAAGAUCUGGAAGAACUAGAAACCAGAAUGUAUCCCCGAUAUGAAAAAAUGGCCUCCACUGUCCAAACUGAGAAAACCGAAUUAGAAAUGCAUUACGGGAAACUCACCACAGCUGCUGACCAACUAGGGGAAGUCUUACACCAGGAGAUCAACGUCAUUGUCAACAGACGGAAAUCCGACAUUCAGGAGAUGAAAAACAAACACCUAUCUACCCUGAAUAAGAAUAUAGAUGAAAUCACACAGAAAAUUACUGAACUCAAACAUGUCAUUUCCGACUUGAAAUCAAUCCUAAAAUCAAAUGACGUCUUCUUAACCUCUACUUACAAAUCUAGGAAUUCCGAAUAUAGAACAUUACCGCCCAGAGUCCGAGUUACAGUACCAACUUUUUCUGCUCAGAAAAUAAACAAAGAUCAGCUCAAUGAAAUGUUUGGUUCUCUGUCGCCAUUAUCCAUUAACACAGAACAUGGCGACACAAUGAAGUCAGCAGAAGUUGUAUCGCCUCCUCCUGUCAAACCACUGCUUGAUGAACCACGCCUCACCGCCACUAUAGACACUGGGUAUAGCAGACUAGUCAGUGUUAGCUGUCUGAGAGAAGAUCAAGUCUGGACACGCGGGAAUAACGACAGCAUGAAGCUCCUCAACCUCCAGAGUGAACAACUGACAUCAAUACAAACCAAGUCAGGGGACAGGCCACUGGAUGUAGCGGUGACACGGGACGUAGAUCUCCUUUACACUGACUAUAAAAAUAAGACUAUAAACCUAGUUAAGAAUAAACAGAUACAGACCGUGAUCACACUACAGGGAUGGAAACCUCUCAAUAUCUGCAGUACCGCCUCUGAUGAUAUCCUGGUUACCAUGCUCAGUGAUGAUAGAAAACAAUCCAAAGUUUUGCGUUACUCUGGCUUCAUAGAGACACAAACCAUUCAGUUUGAUGAACAGGGUCGUCCUCUCUAUUCACCUGGUCGUUUUAUCAUUCACUUUGGCGGUUUCCUUCUUAACACUAAAUACAUCAGUGAGAACAAGAACCUGGAUAUCUGUGUGGCUGACCGGUCAGCUAGUGCAGUAGUGGUGGUCAACCAGUCAGGAAAACUCCGAUUUAGGUACACUGGUCAUCCCUCUAAUACCAAGAAAUCAUUUGAUCCAGUCGGCAUCACUAUAGACAGCCAGAGUAACAUCCUGACAGCAGACUAUAGAAAUCACUGUAUCCACAUCCUAGAUCAGGACGGACAGUUCCGCCGUUACAUUCACUGUGAUUUAUCCGGUCCAUAUGGUUUAUGUGUGGACAUCAGGGACAACCUCUUUGUGGCUGAGUUAAACACUGCUAAAGUGAAGAUAAUCCAUUAUCUAUAAACACAGUGUUAAUUACACAGCUCAACACAGUAUUAAUUGCAUAUCUAAACACAGUGUAAUUUACAGAACUGUGUUAAUUCCUUCUACUUGUCAAUUAUACCUGCUUGUUAAUUACAGCCCUGUGUUUGUGAUGUGUAACGCGUACUUGUGUUUGUGAGUUAAACCCAACGUUAUUGUAUUUGUGAAUUAUAGCAGUCAAUAUGUCUUUGAUUUCACAAUGUAUAUAUUAGAUAAACGUGAUAUAGAG